This is a messenger RNA of Trichechus manatus latirostris (Florida manatee), 2857 nucleotides long. RefSeq names its product RNA binding motif protein 34 (gene RBM34). NCBI's taxonomy places the organism in Eukaryota, Metazoa, Chordata, Mammalia, Sirenia, Trichechidae. The transcript has 12 exons. The record is from RefSeq and is a predicted model, not a curated record. Bases 103 to 1533 code for a protein of 476 amino acids. Gene Ontology annotation, molecular function: RNA binding.
CUGAGCUCCCUGGCUCCUGCGAGGUACCGCCAGCUCAAAGACGCGGCCGCAGAGACUGCCGGGCGCGGAAGCGGAAGUUCUGGGACUCGGAAGUGCGGGUUCAUGUGCCGCUCCUCUGUAGGAAGCCUUGGAAUCAGAAUGGCCUUGGAAGUGAGGAAUAAACGGAAGAAAAAGAAAAAUGCUGAGCAGAGAGAGAACCCUGACGACAGCUUUCGUGGGAAUCUGACUGGAGACUAUCUCGUUGGACAAGUCGCCAAUAGCUUAUUUCACAGUAAGCGCCUGUCCAGAGGUAACACAGAUCGCCUGGCGUCCCUCUUUAGCUCUUUUGAGUCUCCAGUUAAACCCGUGUACGUGCCUGUGCCUAAAGAAGCCACCAAAAAAAGGAAGCAGGAUGAGGUGGAAGAAAUUACACCCCAAAUUCAGAAACCACAUUUGCAAGAACCUGCAAAAAAAAAAGUGAAGAAGAAACUUUCUGAUGCAGACAAAAAAUUGGCAAACAGCUUAGGAUCUACUGGAGAAGUAAUCAGUCAAGAUUUAUUGAGGACAGACUAUGUAUCAGGCACUGCUCUUCUGAGAAAAUUUCCUUGUUUUUCCAGGGAAAGUGCUCUAGCAUGUGCUGAUUUAGAAGAAGAAGAAAUUCACCAGGAACACGGGCAGAAAAGGAGAAGCUCUCAAUCUGGUGGUGGUGUUAGAGCAGCAGAUACAAAAGUACCUAAUAAUGUAGAUCACAUUGUUGUAAAUCAAAGAAAGAAAAUUCAAGUCAACCAAGAAGAAGAGAGAUUAAAGAACGAGAGAACUGUGUUUGUUGGUAAUUUGCCUGUCACAUGUAAUAAGAAGAAGCUGAAGUCUUUUUUUAAACAGUAUGGACAAAUAGAAUCUGUACGAUUUCGUUCUCUGAUUCCAGCAGAGGGGACUUUAUCCAAAAAGUUGGCAGCAAUAAAACGUAAAAUUCAUCCCGAUCAGAAAAAUAUUAAUGCUUAUGUUGUGUUUAAGGAUGAGAGUGCUGCCACAAAAGCCUUGAAAAGAAAUGGGACUCAAAUUGCAGAUGGAUUUCGUAUUAGAGUGGAUCUCGCAUCUGAGUCCUCAUCUAGGGACAAGAGAUCAGUAUUUGUGGGGAAUCUCCCUUACAAAAUUGAAGAGUCUGCAGUUGAGGAACACUUUUUGGACUGUGGAAGUAUUGUGGCCGUGAGAAUUGUGAGAGACCAAGUGACUGGAGUUGGCAAAGGAUUUGGCUAUGUGCUGUUUGAGAAUACAGAUGCUGUUCAUCUUGCUCUGAAAUUAAAUAAUUCUGAACUAAUGGGAAGAAAACUCAGAGUCAUGCGUUCUGUUAACAAAGAAAAAUUAAAACAACAAAAUUCAAAUCCAGGUUUGAAGAAUGUCAGUAAACCUAAGCAGGGACUUAAUUUUGCUUCAAAACAUGCGGAAGGACAGUCUAAAAGUUUAUUUAUUGGAGAAAAAGCAGUUCUCACUAAAAAGAAGAAGAAAGGACAGAAGAGAAGUGGACGACCUAAGAAACAGAAAAAGCAGAAGUAGCUAAAGGCUUUUUGUUUUGUUUUGUGUUUUUUGUAUACUGAGUACUGGUAAUAAAAGUGUGGUGACCCAUGUGUUCAGUUUCAGAUUUUUUUAUGGAUGGCAUAGUGAAAUGUGGAGACUUCUCUAUUCUGAGUUCAUACUACCUUUGAUGCUUUGCUUUAAGAUAUGGGUAGCAUGCUCAAUGUGGAUUAUGUGUUACUACUGAUGGUAGAAGAGGUGAUUUCAAGCUUAGUCUGAACAUUUAGAAUUUAAAUGUGUGUUAGCACUUUAGGUCUGUUAUUUCAAUAAUAAUAUGGCUUAGGAUGAGACUAAAUUAAUAAGUGAGUACACUCAUUCCUCACUUAUUGACAUGGUUAGGUUCCAAAGACCAGAUUGUUAUGCGGAAGUCAGCGUUAUGGCAAAAACGGAGGAUUUUUUUUUUUUUUCUGUUUUCAGAACAUCCAUUUGUCCAGCUUUUUUCAUUUAGAAAAUACAAUCAUAACAGCUAAGAUUUACUGAUGUGCUCAUCACUGUGACGAGUUCAGUUACGGAUUAUUCCUCUUGGAGGCUUGGAGGAGACAAAGCUGGAUAAAGGCUGGCUGUGUGACUGGAGGGUCCACGGCUUAACCACUUCACCUUUCUCCAGUGCUGGGUCAGAGCUUCCCUUGGGGAGCUGUCUCCGGGGCUCCAUUCCUACCCUUACUCAGCCCUGUGUUCACUACCCUGGAGCUUGCGAGUUACUGAGGCUGUGGGCUUCCUAUGAGGGUGCUGGGAGCCUGGUGAGGUACCCUGCCCCACCCAACGGAGGCUUCAGGCCCAGUUCAGCUCACUUUGGUAUGUCAUUAAAUUCACACACAUUUCUUCCAAACACCCUCUCCAGUGCCUCUUUCUUUCCUUCCAACCCCACAAUUUUGAGCUGCAGGGCCUCAGGCCACAUAGGAGCUGGGAACCCAGAACACGUGCCUGCUGGCUCCUUGCUGCCUGCAAAUCCUCCCGGAGGUCGUGGCCACGUGGUGUCCCCGCCAGCAGGAAGGAGCAAGCAUGCAGAGCAGCACGGCCCAGCUUCCUGGAGGCCACCCAGAGACCCUCCUCAAGGGAGGGGAUACUCCACAGCUGUUGGCACCAUGCCUGCUACCUCGUUAAUGCACAAAAUAGUAGAUUUUUUACUGUUGUCAUAAAUACAAAGUGUCAGAUAACAAAGAUCGUUGAUAAGUGAGGAAUAGGUGUAAACAGGAAAAAAAUGUAGUAAACAGUAGUACUGAUUGUAUCUAAGUAUCUAAAUAAUUAAAGUGGGAUACUGAUUAAGACAGAGUCAUAGACCCUAAUAGGAAAGGUGUUGAGUGCU